Lytechinus pictus (painted urchin) is the source of this 3270-nucleotide messenger RNA. RefSeq lists its product as uncharacterized. Gene Ontology annotation, cellular component: nucleus; plasma membrane. NCBI's taxonomy places the organism in Eukaryota, Metazoa, Echinodermata, Echinoidea, Temnopleuroida, Toxopneustidae. Gene Ontology annotation, molecular function: protein binding. The transcript is spliced from 8 exons. The record is from RefSeq and is a predicted model, not a curated record. The coding region runs from base 1 to 3270 and encodes 1089 amino acids.
AUGGAGGUGAUCAGCGGUUGGUACCAUCUCCUGAGAGAAGAUGUAGGACGAACCAAGCACCUCAAGGUCAACACAACAGAGGACAAGAAAGAGGAGCACCCAACUAACAGUUGGACCAGACCAAACUUGAACACCCGGAAGAGGAAGAGAGAAGAUGACCCACUAGAAGAGACAGAGAAGGCGGGAUUGAUUGAAGGAGGAGCGAAAGCAGGAAAGAAGGAGAGACAGAGACGGUGGCUAAAGACAGACGGACUGCACCAGGAGAAGAAGAAGCAGAGAAGCGAAGGAGACGGAAUCCUUGAGGAGCUGCGGCACAAGGAGAUAGACACCGUCCAUGGAGAUCGGGAGAUUGUAGAGUCUCUCGUUGAUGGGUACCAGGUCCUUGACUUUGCGGACAAGGUACCAACUUGGGGUGCUGAUGCGAAAAGGAUAAAUUCUGGGAGUAGCGGGUCACAGGAAGCGAGAUUGGACAACCUCAAGGAUACAGGAACUUGGGGUGGAGGAGAGAAGAGGUCUGCUGCUCAGGGAGAACCAACAACAAAAGGACAAAGCUCCAGUGAUUCAGAGACAGGCUGCAUGGAUCGACCGGACUCGCUACUUUCUUGGAUAAGUCUUCACUAUGUUGUGCUCAGCAAGGAUGAGAAUGGCAAAUAUGGUUUCACGCUGCUCGAUACUCUUCCGGUUCAGGUCGGGAGUGUGGAAACAGGGAGCCAAGCAGAAGCAUCAGGUCUGAUGAAAGGAGACUACUUUCUUGAGAUUGGAGGUUAUAAUGUAGCUGGGAUUAACAGCAGAGGAAUCAAGAAUGUUCUUAAGCAAACAAAUAACGAAAUUGAAGCCUUGGUGCAGCGUCAUUCUGACCCGACCACCAGACCGGCUAUUCCACCGCGCCCAUCCAAGCCCCGACGCAAGCUCCGAGAUGGGGAGAAGGAGGAGGAGAUGAAGCGCAACAUCCGCAACAAGAGAUUGAAGAGUGUCAAGGUCUCUGCAGCGAAAGCUACGGCCAUGAUGCAGAAGAGAGGGAUGAUGCUAUCAAUGCCUGCAGGAUCUUCCAUGACCGUGCCGUCCAUCGGUCUAGUCCAGAAGCGAUUGAAGCGGGAACUCAUUGCAACGGUCGCCAGGAGACGAGACCGGAUGGUGGUGUUGAGUGAGGAAGAUCAGCUCUUGAUGGAGGCCGUUUUUCUUGGGAAUGGCAAGAAAGAAGAGGAUACCUCUCUUGGAGAGAGGAACGGCCCUGAAGGGAGGUGGUCAAGUAGUACCGAGUGCGUUACUACAGAGAGUAGAGAUGAUGAUGUCUUUAUGCCACCAGAGGGGGCCUCAUCUUAUUCGUCCUCUAAAGAAUCUAUGGUCAGCUCGAUGCGAGAUUCUUUCAGUGAGUCCUUGAGGGAUUCUGCAAGGAUUUCCAUCAGGGAUUCAAUCCCUGAGGGAGUUGGCAUCACCAUACCAAGUCCACAACGCGAUGCAGCAAGGGACUCUCUGAGGAUUUCCUCAUUAAGGAACUCGUUCCAGGAAGCAACCAGAGAAUUCUUGAAGAACCCUCCCCAGGAUAGUCCGAGAGGAUCUGCAAGGAAUUCUCUGCAGGAUGCAGUGAGCCUACCGUCCAGGAGUAGUUCUGAAGGAAGUAAAGAAUCUGACGAUUCAUCUAAGAAAUCAACCACUCUGUAUGAAAACGCUUGGAUUAUGAUGCCAAGAAAGAGUUCCAAGGACGAAAGCAGCAUUUACGAAAAAGCCAACUGCUUCUGUCCAACUUGUCCUCCUGUUCCUCCAAGAUCGCCAAUCAGGAAACUGUCUGAAGAUUUCACCCAUCAGAUCAUUGUGCAGCCUAAGCUGCCCAAAAGAUGGAGUCCUGAUGGGGAGGCAGCACUGAGUGUUAAUGUCCAAGAUGGUGGAAAUAGUCUACAGCAGAUGCCACAGAGUGAACGGAAACUGGCCAGGUCCAGUAUGUCUCUGAGUGAACUUGAUGGAAGCUUGAGCAGCUCCUUGAAAUCCUCUCUGUCGGAAAGGCACCUUACAAGACAACAAGCUGUUACAGGAAGACGUAAAAUGAGCCUGCCUCACCUGCCGACAUCCAACUCCUAUGACCAGCAAUUUUCAGCAUCGACCAUGGCCAUAGGAGAGAUGGAUAUGAAAGAAAAUGGAAGUCCACUGAAAUCAUCACAAUCUGAUAGAAACCUAGCUAAACCUCCUGUAGUAGCUCGACGGAAAACAAGUUUACCUCAUAUAAUGAAAGCAAGCUCUUAUGACAACCAGUUUGGAUCAUCCACAAUGACCAUAGGGGAAAUUGACGAGAGUGCUACAAAGAAGGAUUCAUUUUCUGAAAGGCAACAUGUAAGGUCUCCUCCAGUAGCACAACGUAAAUCCAGUUUACCCCAGCUAUUCAAGUCAAGCUCUUACGAUUUGCAGCUCGGUUCAUCUGCCAUGUCUAUUGGUGAACUAGAAGGACAAUCUCCUGUGAAGCCGAAGCCCCGUGUCGCAGAGCGACGACUAGCCAAAGUGGCACCAAUCAAACGGGAGACAUUCAGGAGUAAGUCUGAAGAUGUUCUCGAUGGCAACACCUUCCGUGAGCCUCAAGUGACAUCAUCAGACGGUCUCUACGCCAAUCAACACCUCAUGAAGAAAGGGAAGAGCCAGUCGUUUGCUGCCCUGUCACGAUCACUCCGCCGCGAGAAGGCCAAGGCGAAACCUCCCGUGCCUCCGAAACACUAUGUGAAUGAAAGGAUCGGAGGCCGUCCUGGGGAGAGCGUUAAGGGUGCAAGUACUCGUAGCUUCCAGAAGGAUGAUCAUGGAGAUGAAGAUGAUGAAGAUGGGACCACCAAGAUGAGAUGCUCUUUUGCCCAAUUUGGAAGGAUGGAAGAGGUGCUGUUUGCAAAAGGAAUAGAGCCCUUUCCCCUAGGUCCACCUGAUCGAGAUCUGGUCCAUGCUGGCAGAUUAUUUUAUUUCAACAGACGUAAAAAGUUCAGAGAGGUCCUUGUGCUGCUAUUCAAUGAUGCCCUUGUAAUGGCACGAUCCCAGCAUCAAGAUGGCCGCCUACGGGUGAUCUAUCCACAACUCCUCAUCCUUGACAUCAGCCUCUUUGACUUCAACUGUGAGAAUGCUCGUGAGUUUCACAUUACUCCUGUGCUCUCAUCUGGUGGUCAUGAUGCGGCCUGCCACAAGGGGUCCAUCGUGUUCCGUGCUCCUUCGGUCAAGCUGAAGAGGUCCUGGCAGAGAGUCUUGACCCAGCAGGCCAUGGCGGUCAAGUACACCAGCCUUGGAAAGGUAGGAGAAUUUUGA